Saccostrea cuccullata (small rock oyster) is the source of this 1558-nucleotide messenger RNA. RefSeq names its product FAD synthase-like. Gene Ontology annotation, biological process: FAD biosynthetic process. The record is from RefSeq and is a predicted model, not a curated record. The coding region runs from base 10 to 1548 and encodes 512 amino acids. The transcript has 13 exons. NCBI's taxonomy places the organism in Eukaryota, Metazoa, Mollusca, Bivalvia, Ostreida, Ostreidae. Gene Ontology annotation, molecular function: FMN adenylyltransferase activity.
GCGUAUCGGAUGGAGAAGGCUGUCAGACGAGCGUCAACUUUACUAAAACACAUUGUAACUCGUCACUCACUGCAGAUGACGUCCAGAGAUUUUACUGCUGGGAUUAUUGUGAUCGGGGAUGAAAUUUUAAAGGGGCAGACAGCUGACACCAACUCACAUUUCCUGUGCAAACAUUUAUUUACCCUCGGAGUCAAAGUCAAAAAGAUUUCUGUUAUUGGUGAUGAUCUGGAAGUAAUUGCAAAAGAAGUCUGUGAGUUUUCUUCGAGGUACACCCAUGUGAUCACCUCUGGUGGAAUAGGCCCUACUCAUGAUGAUCUCACAUUUGAAGGUGUGGCUAAGGCCUUUAAUGAUGUUGUCUCCCCUCACCCUGACAUUGUGGAGCUCUGUAGGCAGUUCUGGGGGGCUGAAGAUCUUUCCUCACCAAAGAUGAAACUGGCCAUGAUUCCAAAGUCGGCCCGACUGGUGUAUGGGGUUAACAAGAAGACCGGAGAGAAGAAUAAGUUCCCUCUAGUGGUGGUCAAUAAUGUGUAUAUAUUCCCCGGUGUCCCAUCCAUUAUGGAGAGGAGUUUUAUAGCUUUAGAGGAUUUGUUUAAGAAUCCUGAUGCCCAUUUUUACACAGAAGAAAUCUUUGUCCAGCAAGAUGAGGUAUCAAUUGCUGCCAUACUGAAUGAGGUGGACCAAGAAUUUAAACUUGAUGUAACACUGGGAUCAUACCCAGACUUUCAUAACAGUUAUUACAAAGUUAAAUUGAUGCUGGAAUCCAGUAAACCAGAACAAAUACAUAAAGCUAUUGCUUCACUGAAAGAAAAAUUACCUGAAGGUAGCAUUGUAGACUAUGAUAGCCAGCCCAUCAAAAAUGCAACACGUAGAGUUUAUGAUGUGAUCGAGUCAAGUAACUCUGAUGACCAUUACAGGAACUGUGUUAAAGAGGCUGUGUCUGUAUUAGAGGAAUGUCUAGAAAAAUACAGUUUAGAUGAAAUAUGUAUUGGCUUCAAUGGAGGAAAAGAUUGCACAGUCUUACUUCACAUUUAUUAUGCAGUUGUGAAAAGAAAGUAUCCCGAUUUUCAAGGAAGGCUGAAAGCUUUGUAUAUCAAGAGCAGACUCCCAUUUCCUGAGGAAGAAAAAUUUACACAGUUAUCACGAGAUAAGUAUCGACUUGAGAUGUUGCACUUUGAGGGUCGUAUAAAAGACAGUCUCCAACAGUUGAAAGAUAAGCAUUCUGACAUCAAAGCUGUUAUAAUGGGCACCAGGAUUACAGACCCAUACUCAAGUCAUUUACAAGCCUUCAGUAUGACCGAUUCUGAUUGGCCACAGUUUAUGAGGGUGAAUCCUGUUUUAAACUGGUCUUAUAGACAUAUAUGGAAGUUUCUUAGAGACCUAAAUAUACCUUACUGUAGUUUAUAUGAUAGAGGAUAUACCUCUUUAGGUAGUAUGAACAACACACACCCCAAUCCACUGUUACAGUACAUUGAUGAUCAUGGAGUGUUGAGGUAUAAACCAGCCUACACCUUGUCAGAUCCUACAAAGGAGAGAGAUGGCAGGAACUGAUCCUAUUGUA